AUCUUCCGUGGUUAAAGUUCAAGAACAUGGCGACCUGACAGUAGAUGCUCAGUGUUACACAGCCAUGCUUUAUUCCAAUACUUAUAUUUUAUUUCCUCAGAUCAGACAUUAGCUGCGUGAUCUGUGUAUACCACUGAUCGAGUAUUAUUAAUCGUUACUAUACACCGGCUGAAACAUGCUGCGCGUUAUAUCAAGGAGCCAAACCCCUGUCAUUCAUCUUCUCGCACCUCGCGCUGUUUUGGUCGAAACAGUUCGGGGUAGAAAGUCGCGCACAGACCCGAAAGCGAAGUCAAAAAUGGGACGGAUCAAGACUCCCCCUCCUGUGGAUCCAGUGGAAAUGGUUAUACUAAAGGAGCGUUAUACCGAGUACAAUCUGAUCACGAGAGCACUGCGACUGGAGUUUAAAGAGGAGAUGUUGAGGAAGAGAUUUGAAGAAGAGGUUGGGUCCUUAGCAGAGGAGAGAGCCAAACAGGAGGCUGAAGAGCAUCGUGCACUAAUGGCUUGGAAUGAUGCAGAAAACCUCAGACUGAGAAAGUUACGAGAGCAGCGUGUGCAGAAGGAGACUGAGGAUAAGGAAAUGAGAUGGAGGGAAGAAGCCGUCUUACGCCAGCAAGAGCUGGAGAACUACAUUAAAGAGAAAGAACGAGAAAUUUUACAACUACAGGAAGAGGCAAAGAACUUCAUCACAUUGGACAAUCUAGAUCAGCGGAUUGAGGAGGCUCUAGACAACCCGAAAAACUACAAUUUUGCCAUUGAUAAAGAAGGACGUGUGGUCAAAAGAACUGUGCUUCAGUGAUAGAUACACACGUUUGAGAACCAGUUAUUAUGUACAUAAAUGUAUAAUGUUAUGGUUGAAAUGUUUGCGUGGAAAAAAAAAUAAAAAUGUUUUUCUUAAAUUGA
Molecule: messenger RNA, 900 nt
Organism: Misgurnus anguillicaudatus (oriental weatherfish)
Lineage: Eukaryota; Metazoa; Chordata; Actinopteri; Cypriniformes; Cobitidae
Gene: mrps26
Product: mitochondrial ribosomal protein S26
Cellular component (GO): mitochondrial small ribosomal subunit
Source: RefSeq, a predicted model, not a curated record